AUGCUCGUGCGUUUCGCUGUUGCUAUUCAGGCGAGACUAAAUUUUUAUUUAGCGAUAUUCCUGUUUGGAGUUGAGUUGAGUUCCAAUGGUUUAGCCCAAGGUUAUGGCAAUUGUGGCUAUGGUGAUGAAGGCUUUUCUGACCGAGGAUAUGACAAGGGAGGCUUGGAUAAUGAACGUUUCAUUAAUGUUGGAUAUAACAACAACUGA
Messenger RNA from Arctia plantaginis, 207 nucleotides. The record is from the annotation of a GenBank genome assembly. Lineage: Eukaryota; Metazoa; Arthropoda; Insecta; Lepidoptera; Erebidae.